CUCCCACAGUCCCAUGGCCAUCCAGACCCAGACCCACCCGAGACCACCACCAUUAUCUGUAUCUUCCACCACCUCCCCUCUCCUCCUCCCGCACAGCGCACACCUCGCCUCUCCUCUCCGGUCUCCAACUCUCCGCUGCCAGCGCCACCACCAACAAACCCUAAUUUAUUCCCCUCCACCGCAUCUAACACGCUAGCGCAGCCAGCCACAGCAGCAACGCCUCACUCCUCUCAUAAAUACAGAGAGGAGAAAAAAACAGCGAGGUCACACGCCUCACAUCCCCUCCCCCCCUCAUGCGCCGCAAGAAGCACUCGGACCGGGGCGGCGGCGGCGGCGGCGGUGGCACUGAGCUCUUCAUCUGCUUCACCUCCCGCCCCUCCACCGCCUCCGCAUCCUCUGGCGCGCCCGCCACCCUGCGCCCUUCCAGCUCCUCCAAGCUUCUCAGCCCCGGCCGCACCGGCGGCGGAGCCGGUGCCGUUGCUGGCGCCGACAGCGCGCCGGUUCCGCCGCUCCACCCCUCCCUCAGCCGUCGCCUCCGCAACAGCGGGAGCCUGAAAGGUGGGCAGUCCCCCAUGUUCCCCUCGGGGUCCUCCGGCGGCCGCCGCGGCCGGGGCGGGUUCGAGCCAGCCGAGCCCUCGUCGCCCAAGGUCACCUGCAUCGGCCAGGUCCGCGUCAAGGGAGGAAAGCGCAAGCCCAAGCACGCCUCCGCCGCCGCGCUGCGCUCGCGGUCCAGGCGCGGGGGUGUCGGCGGCGGCGGUAGCGCGGAGGCCAGCUUCCGCCGCGCCGGAGACGACCGGGACGGUCCUGCGGGGAAGAACCAGGGCUGGGUGUACCAGAUCCCAGUCAACAUCUGCGAGGCGCUCAAGACAUUCGGCUCCUGCGGUGGCCGGUCGCUCUGCUCGCCGUCUCGCGCCGCCGGCGCCGGCGAGCGCGGCUCUCUCUCUGCCGCCGACAAGAAGCGUCGGCGCCCGCCUGCCAGCGGGAGCUGGCUCUGCGGAGCCGCCGUGGCCAGGUGCCUCUUGGCGAUCCAGGAGGAGGAAGACGAUGAGAUCGGCAAGGGAGCAGCCGUCGUGCCGGCCGAGGAUGUAAAGGCUUCAGAGGUCGGUCUCGUGAUGCAAGGGUGGGACGUGGAGGAGGAGGAGAGCACGGUGGUAGUCGGGGAGGUGGAAGUGGAGAAGAAGGACGAGAUCUUGGUGGUUGGGAAGGAGGAGGAAGGGAGGGUCAGCGUCUGCAUCCCGCCGCGAAACGCGCUGCUGCUGAUGCGCUGCAGGUCGGACCCUGUUCGUAUGGCUGCAUUAGCCACUCGCUUCUGGGGCUCCCCUGCAGCGGCAAAUGUCAGUCAGGUUGACAAUGUCAAGGAUGAAAACGAAAACGACGACGACGAAGAGGAGGAAGAGGAUGAGGAAGACGAAGAUGGUGCUGACACAGAUAAGGAAUGCAAAGAGCAAGCUCGUGAUUCAGCGGUUUCCACUAAAGAAGCUGGAUGCCGUGAGUGUGAUGGUUCCCUACAUGAUGGUUGUGAAGCAGGACAAGUAGAUCCACUGGAGACGGAAGCAGUGGAGACCUCUGAAUGCGGAGAUCUUGGUGAAGAAGCGAGCGAGUACGGUGACUGCAGAGAGGAUGAAGAGAAGAUUGAGCCAGAGGAAGCACCAAUUGUUCGGAAGGACUCAGUUUUGGAGGUAGCUUUGUCAGGAGAAGCUACAGGGAGGGAUAUCCAAUUGCCGUUGCUGGAGAUGGUGGAGACUGUGGCGGAAGCUCAGGAAGAAGUUUCUGUUCCAGGACCUGAGAAAGAGGAGCAAGAGAUGAAGGGCAGGAGGUCAAGCAAUUGCUGCUCCCCAUCGACAGCACUGAAGGAGGACAGGAAACUGCGACGGUUGAGCAGCCGCAGACGGGUAGGUAGCAGUAGUAGGGCCUCAUCGGGCAGUGACAGGGUUGGGCGGCGGCACAGCUUCUCAGCCGAGACAGAAGCACGUCGGUCAAGCUUCUCGAGCUUGAAGGACUCAAGGAGAGCUAGUUUCUCCAUCGACAGGGAUGGCCGCAGAUGGAGCUUCUCUAUUGAGCAGGAACAUCUUGUUGCAGAGCCUAAGGUGCUGAUGGGAUCCAGAAAGGGCCAGAAAAUUUCAUCUGAGCCAGAGUCGGAAAAAGAUUGCGCUGUUCAUGCUGCCCCAAACAGUGCAGAGGAAACUCUUGAAUCUCAUGACGACGGAAAGGAAGAAGCAACAUUGGAUGGACAGGAAGAAGGAACAACACAAGAGACACAAGUUGAUGAGAAGGGUGAGAAGGUAGAAGUCGGAGGUGUUGAGGCACAAGAUGUGGUCGAAGAACAGAAGCAGAGAAGAAAGAAAAGUGGUGAAUUGCCAGAUUGCCUCCUCUUGAUGAUGUAUGAGCCUAAGCUCUCUAUGGAGGUCUCCAAGGAGACAUGGGUCUGCAGCACGGACUUCGUCCACUGGAAGUCUUACCAGGGCCAGAACCGCCGCAACCGCCGCCAACAAAAGGCUGGUUGCAAUGCCGCUCCAGCGGAGGAGCUCAAGGAUACAGACAAUGCUGAAGGAACCAGUGAUGCUAAGAACACAGAAGAGAGUGUAGCGCCUGCAUCAGCAAACUUGGUGUCUAUGCCACCUCCGGUUGUGCAGAAAUCACCACUCAAAGAAGCUGCGGAGCAGAAGUUCAAGAUAGAGCUGCCACUGGUUACUGGCGCUGCAACAUAUGCACCGUUUGUUCUGAAGCGCUGCAAAUCCGAGCCGAUGCGAUCCUCGGCACGGCUGGCGCCCGAUGCCUGCUUCUGGAAGGACCGGCAUAGGCCCCUCAAUGCCACCGGAGUUGGCUUUUGAUUCCAGCCGAACACAACCUCUGGUAUGCCUAGUUAGCUAACGAGUGAGUUGAGAGUUUUCAAGCUUUGUCGUGUAAUAGUGAUGAAGUUCUUUCAUGCUUGGUGCUGUUAUGUGAUGUGGACAAACAAAUAAUAGCAUGUUAAGUUACAUCAGAUAGAUUAGGGAGGAGUAUAUGUAAAUCUCUUGGGGUUGCUUCAUGUGUGUGCUAAAUUCCUUUUUUCGUUGAUGAUCAUGAUGUUGUGCAGUGCA
Oryza sativa Japonica Group (Japanese rice) is the source of this 3080-nucleotide messenger RNA. RefSeq lists its product as uncharacterized. Lineage: Eukaryota; Viridiplantae; Streptophyta; Magnoliopsida; Poales; Poaceae. The record is from RefSeq and is a predicted model, not a curated record.